Molecule: messenger RNA, 5649 nt
Organism: Micropterus salmoides (largemouth bass)
Lineage: Eukaryota; Metazoa; Chordata; Actinopteri; Centrarchiformes; Centrarchidae
Exons: 7
Coding region: 599-1813 (404 amino acids)
Biological process (GO): positive regulation of T cell proliferation; negative regulation of T cell proliferation; cell surface receptor signaling pathway
Cellular component (GO): external side of plasma membrane
Source: RefSeq, a predicted model, not a curated record
GAAAAAGCUUGUGUUUCCUGACGGCUUCAGUCAUUUAGAGAUUGAUAAAGAAGUUUAGUUCUUGUGCAGAUAAUCAACAGGACUGAAGGUUCAGCUUUCUGUCUGUCAGUCUGAGACAGAAACUGGACCAACAGCUCUGACAAACAUGAGGAAGCUGAAGCUCCUCCUCUUUCCUCAGAAGAGAUCUGUGGUGAUCUGGACUCAUUCCAGAGAGCUGCUUUAACAAAGUCUGAACCUGAACUCUGAGCUGACAAACUCACAGUUUCACUUCACAACAGCUGAUCACAAUCACUUCAUCCACUCUGAGGAUUAAAGUGAAAAACCAUCAUCAGUGGACGGAGAGACAGAGUCUGGCCCAGCUGCCUUCUGUCUCCUGAACAGUCUGUGAACGUCCCCCUCCAGGAUGGACAGAGGUGUCCAGGUGGUGGGUGAGGAGGAGGGGCCUAACAGCAGCAUGCUAGCUGCUAGCAGAGUCAGCAGAUUAUCAGGAGGAGGAAAGGGACAGCUGGCUGUGAACUGAUGUCCUCACUGUGUUUCUGAAGACUUCCUUUAGUGAGAAGCAGAUUAACUUUGUGCUUGUUGGAGUUUCUACAGGAAGAUGAAGAUGUUUGUGGUGUUUGUGAUCCUCGUGCACGUUUCCCAGCAUGCCUCAGCUGUGGAGCUGUAUGAGGGGGAGGAGUUUGUCCUGCUGCCCUGUGAGUUGAACACUUUUGACCUGGACGACCCCACAGUGGUGUGGAGCCGCUGCGAUAUCAAUCCUCCAACCGUCCACCAGCGUCAGCAGGAAGGUGAUGAACUUAAAGACCAAAACCAGCUUUACAGCGGCCGAACAUCCAUGAUGACUGACGCUCUUGAAACUGGAGACCUCAGCCUCACUCUGACAAAACUCCAGCUCUCUGACAGCGGCAGCUACACCUGCACCGUCAGAGACUCUAGGGGAGAACAGAGAGUGACAGAGAUACAGCUGCAGGUCAAAGAACGAUUUCCAUCCUGGGCCAAAGUUCUCCUGGUUCUCCUGGUUCUCCUGGUUGCUGGUCUUGUUGCUGCUGGGGGUCUUCUGGUACAUUUCCAGCAGUAUUUCAUGUCAGUCUACCAGGUGGAGGUGGAUUCAGGGGUGGAGUCUGUCCAGCUGCCCUGCAAAACCACAGUUCACCUGCCUAAAGAUGUCACAGUGGAGUGGACGGACAGUUACAACAAGGUCCACGUGUAUCAGAACAGCUCUGACCAGCCUGAAGAACAGGACAGUUUUUACAGGGACCGAACAGAGAUGAAGAGAAACUGGCUGAGAACUGGAGACCUCAGUCUGACCCUGAAAUACCCCACAGACAGAGACAGUAACACCUACAUCUGCACCAUCUACAGCAGGAGGGGAGACGUCCUGAUGAAGAAACAAGUGGUUCUCUGGGUCAAAGACUGUCAGGUGGAGGUGGAGGAGGGGGCGGAGUCUGUCCUGCUGCCCUGCAAGACCACAGACAACCUGCCUGAGGACGCUACAGUGGAGUGGAGACGCCAUGAACCCAAACCCAUACAGACAGUCCACGUGUAUCAGAACGGCUCUGACCAGCCUGACCAACAGGACCAGGUUUACAGAGACCGAACAGAGAUGAAGGAAGACCUGCUGAGAACUGGAGACCUCAGUCUGACCCUGAAAUCCCCCACAGUCAGAGACGGAGGACGAUACAGGUGUAAAGUCUACAACAAGGAGGGAAACAUCCUGAGAUGGAAAACAGUUGAUCUCAGGGUCAAAGAGAGAAGCAGGAACAGAAGCAGCUCCACUGAUCCAACUCCUCUGAUGGCCGAUCAAUCUGUUUGAUCUUUGAUCAUUGAUCCGAUCUGACUCUGGAUCAGAGAGAAAAUGGAGGUGAAGCAGCUGAUGGAGGACGGAUGAAGACAGGAGGACGCUUUGUCAGCUUCUUCUUCACUCUGACUCCUCCUACUGACUCUCACACACAGUCUACACACUCACUAUUGAUUCCUGCUGAUCAGUGAUGUCAGAGUGAGGUCAGCGUGAUGUCACAUGUUGAUCCACUCUGGGAUCUGGACUAAGCUGGUAAACUAUGAACAGAGACAAAUGGCUGCUGGUAUUAAAACAUUUGCCGCUUAGAAAGUGAGUCACCAAAUCCAUCAUGUUUGUCUGCACGCCAUAAAAGGAUUGCUGAUCCAACAUGAAAUUAUAACUGAGUUUAAGAAAGGUCAGAAAGGAGAUGGUUUCUAAUGAACAGGAGGUGCACAGAGUCUGCUUUGCAAGCAGGUAGACGCCGUUUACCCACUAGGAAAGGUCCAGGAUUUCAGCUCAUCCACUUAAAACUGUGAGAGGAUAUGUAACAACAUUGUUUUGUGUCACUUUCAAUUGUUUGCACUUUCUAAAACUAAUCGUCUUAAUAAAAUUCCAGGAUCCUCUUCAAGGACCAGUGAAACCCCAUGAAGAGCCAUUUAAUGACUUCUGGCAUCUUUUCAAGGACCCCUGAUGUCCCUUAAGGUAUCCUGGAACCGUAGGAGUUGGGAGAGUGUGUGUCGCUGUCGGAGGGGCGGGCAGGAAUGUUGUCUGCGUCACACACACACACACACAAACACAAAAACCAGUGAUUUUGUGAUCAGCGACCUCUUUCUCUCUAAUAAGGUGAUUGAUGAGCUAUUCUUACUGAGUCUGUGUGUGUGUGUGUGUGUGUGUGUUUCAUGUGCGUGGUCGAUGACGUCAGAGGCUGAAUGGGGGGCGGGGAUUUGUCUGACUGGGACAAAGACAGCAGGGGGUCAUUAAACACACACACACACACACACACACCUUUGGACGAUGUGAACCUCUGUAGCCCCGCCCCCUUCCACAGGAAAUAGUUGCAAACAACGACCCAGUAGCCACGGUGACGGUUUACGAGGAGGCGGGAUGACCGAGGUCAGGGGUCGUGAGGAAGAGCGAGGGAGACAGAGAGAGAGUGAGAAUCAUCUGUUUGAUUACAGAGAGAAUACUGGAGUCUGAUUCUCUCGAAGGUGAUGAUGAUGAUGAUGAUGAUGAGGUCAAAGGCAUACCUGCCGAGCGUCCUGUUUUUCCCAUGAUUUUCCUAUUGUUUUACCGUUCUAUCCUGGUAUCCUCCCGUUAAAAUACUUUCCAGUUAAUGUACCGUACUUUCAACCUUCCUACAAAUGUAAAAACCCCACUGUGCGUAUUUUAAGUGUUUGCCACGCUCUCCUCCAUAAAGCCGUCACUGUUUGGGCUGUUUGGUCUGUGUUUUUGUGUUUUAGAUCUGUGUCUGUUUGCUUCCUGGUUUGUUUUGAAAUUAUCAGUUUCUGGUGUUCUGUGACGAUUUCACAGCUUGUAGGACCCAAAUGUCAGACGCCAGUACUGGCAGGACGAGUUCGAUAAUUUAUUUACCAAGAAGUGCACAAGUCACUGCUGAAGUCUAGAAACGUCAGAACAGUAUUCAGGAGGUGAUGAAAAAUAAGUCCACACACGACAAGACAAUGCAGACAGAACAGACCAGCAGGUAAUGUAUACAGGGCCAACGAGCCGUGAGGAAAUAAACAGGUGAGACACAUCAGGUGAUCAGACAGGGAAGACACAGACCACUUCAAACUAAAACAGGAAACAAACACCAGACACUGAUCAGCUCUGAAUGAACAAACAGACACAGAUAUAAAACACAGACCAAACAAUCCAAAGCGUGACAAAAGCAGGUGGCAGUAAGUGGAACAUCAGCUGUAACAGUGAGGAGAGAUCACCCACCACACACAGAGUAAUUCACUCGCAUAUUGCCCUAAAAAUAGAUACGUGCAAACUGCAACAAUCAUGGACAAUGUGCGAGAAAAUACUGCAACCUUCAGCAAUUCUUCUGCAUCAAUUUAAAGGAGCAAUUCCCAAAGUGCGGUGCGUCAGCUGCCUAUAGGGGGUGCGUGACAGGAAAAAUAUGAUGUUGAUGUAGUAGUAUAAUAACUAAUAAAUAAUUUUUUGGUGGAUUUUUCAUUAAAUAAAAACCUGAAUUGAAAACUUUCCUUUGUAAAUUUAAUUUAAAAAUUAAAAACGUUAUUAAUAGUUAGUUCACAGGAAAUGGCUACUCAGACACCUCCUUUCCUCUCACUCUCUCUCAGGCUGAGCCACCCACACUGUACUUACAAAUCCUCAUGCGGAUCCUCUUAUAGUCCAUGUUAUCUGUUUAUGAGGCUAUAACAGGAUACAAUUGUGAGAAAACAGAGGAGGGACAUUUUGAAACGUUUUUUUUGUCAUGAAAAUACACCCCACCUCCCUCCACAUGGUUCGGCACGCAGCUGAACUGUGAAUUGAUUGCAAAGUUACCAUCACAGUCUGAUAAAAAGUUUUACUGCCACUGUUACUUGUUAAAGUAAUAAAUAUAUAACGUUAUAUCGGCUGCCUUCUCUUCAACACACUGCUCCUCUGCUCACUAGAGCAGAGUGUUAAUAGGCUAUUAUUCACACGGUGUAACCAAUCAGAUUGCUGUGGGUGGGACAUUGAGCAAAUAAAUAAGUAAAUAACUAAAUAAGUAAAUAAUAUAUACAAAUAACCAAACCUAGAGAGAUGGGUGGUUUGGGGUGCAGCAACCCGGUCAAGAUGUAGAAGGGGGUGCGUUGCCUAAAAAGUUUGGGAACCGCUGACUUAAUGGAUCAAAACAACCCAUAGAAAUGGAACAGCUGUAAGUGGAAUUAAUAUAGAGGCCUGGUGUUAAACUACAUACAAAACUGUAAUGAGUGUAGUAACUAUAAGUAAUAUAUAACUAUAUAUUAACACUAUAAUCUAUAGUUUAUACCAUGAAAAUAACAUAGUACUUGGAAUAUUAUAUAGAAUAUAUAAGAACAUUUUUCAGAGUGCUGGCAGUGUUUGCAGGGUCAAAGAUGAAGAAGAAGAGGAGGAUGAUGAUUAGAGCUCCAGGUGUUUUAACUUACAGGUAAACAGGACUAGAUUAGCAGCUUACACACUCAGCGACACCUGGAACCUCUCUAGACACCUUGGAACCCCCUUGAGUGCUCCAGGACCUACUUGUCAGUGCUAUCUGUUGCUUCUCAGUGUAAAGGAGUCUUUGAGUGGUUCCAGGGUCCUUCCUGGAGUCCCCCUCAAAGCAUCCUGCUGCCACUGCAGGAAACCUACAGUAUAAGCUUCCUUAUCGCUCCCUGGUACCAUCUCAGGUCCUUAUAACCCCUCAAGGAAUUCCAGGCACCAACUCAGCACUCACUUUUUCAAUGACGGCAUGAUCCUAUUCAAGGACACCUGGAACCCCUUCAGUGACUCCAGACACAAAUUCAAUGACCUCUGACAUGCCUUUAGGACCUUGAAACCCUUCAAGGACUCCAGGAUAAUUUUCAACCAAACUUGUAACCUCCUCAUGAAACCCCUCAAGGGAUCAUGGGAUCCAUUCAAAGACUCCUCACAGACCUCUGAAAUCUUUUCAGGGACGCUGGAAACCCUCGAGGAACCUAUCCAACCAUUCCUGGAACCUCCUCAAGGACCCUUUUGGCCUCCUCAUUCUCUUUAACUCCCUCACAUGCUGCAGGAAACUCGGGGCCUGAGAGCUCGAAACACGGCAGCUUAACAAAACAUCUUGUCAAUAUGUCUAUAUUGUUUUGUUCAUAGUGUGUAUAUUAGUUUUGUCUACUCUGUAGUUUGUGUCUGAUUUUAUUUUAUUAUUAUUAUUAUUAUUUUAUUAU